AUGUCGGCUUCAACCACGCCUGAUAUGUGCUGGUUGUGGGGAGGCCUGGAAAAUGGCGUUAGGUCUAGUCCGCCGCUCCCAGCAGAUGAGUUCUUGAAAGGGCCAAAUUUUGUCCCAGCAAACCAAAAUGCAUGGUCUUUGGAGACUGAUAAUGCCGUUCGAGCACAAGAGCCAGAUCAUCGCCCAGCAACUCAACAACAGGUUGGUCAAUCAUCCAGUGAUUACCAGGGCAGCUCUUCAGUUAGUGAAGCAUCGGCUCUUCAGCCAUAUUGUAUUCAACAGGCUGGUGGUUUCAUGGGUGGAUAUUCACAGGGCUAUGUAAGUGAACAGCAACCAGCUUAUCAUGCAGCUCAUCCUGGUCAACAUACUCAGUAUCAAGAAAAUCAGGGCAGUUCUUCAGACAGUGAAUCAUGGGCUAUACAAACUUUUACGGGUCGAACAUCGGCUACUCAAUCAUAUGUAUGUCAACCGCCUGAUGGGUAUACGGGCGUUCAUUCACGUGGUUAUCAAAGUGGCCAAAGUGGUCAAGAUGAUCAGUAUUAUUAUGACUAA
Messenger RNA from Botrytis fragariae, 552 nucleotides. RefSeq lists its product as uncharacterized. Bases 1 to 552 code for a protein of 183 amino acids. The transcript has 2 exons. The record is from RefSeq and is a predicted model, not a curated record. NCBI's taxonomy places the organism in Eukaryota, Fungi, Ascomycota, Leotiomycetes, Helotiales, Sclerotiniaceae.